Messenger RNA from Aspergillus ibericus CBS 121593, 1012 nucleotides. RefSeq names its product N-acetylglucosaminyldiphosphodolichol N-acetylglucosaminyltransferase catalytic subunit ALG13 (gene alg13). Gene Ontology annotation, molecular function: hexosyltransferase activity. NCBI's taxonomy places the organism in Eukaryota, Fungi, Ascomycota, Eurotiomycetes, Eurotiales, Aspergillaceae. Gene Ontology annotation, cellular component: UDP-N-acetylglucosamine transferase complex; extrinsic component of endoplasmic reticulum membrane. Bases 81 to 698 code for a protein of 205 amino acids. Gene Ontology annotation, biological process: dolichol-linked oligosaccharide biosynthetic process. The record is from RefSeq and is a predicted model, not a curated record. The transcript is spliced from 3 exons.
CUUCUUCCCAACGAUCGGUGGGGAUCGCUCACGCUGCUAUGAUCCCUCCCUAGCUCCGUGUCGGAAUUCAUCCUCACACCAUGCCUUCCCCUCCGCCGCCGGGAGCGGCCGUAAAGGUAUGCUUCAUCACCGUCGGCGCGACGGCUUCAUUCCACCUUCUGCUGCAGUCAGUCCUUGAGGACGAGUUCCUGUUGGCGCUGGAGCGACUAGACUUCACGCAUCUGCUUGUCCAGUAUGGCAAGGACGGUCAAUCUCUCUGGGAGGCCUUCCAGAGCAGAUGUCCGCCUGGCAGUGCGGGUCGCCAUGGGCUGGAAAUUGAUGGCUUUGAUUUCAACCAGGCCGGGCUGGACGCCGAAAUGCGCUUGACCCGGGCCAGUCCCUCCGAGGGCCAGACUGGAGGGUUGAUUAUCAGCCAUGCUGGAUCGGGAAGUAUCCUUGGGGCUUUGCGACUAGGCGUGCCGCUUGUUGUUGUCCCCAAUCCUACUCUAAAGGAUAAUCACCAGGAAGAACUGGCACAGGAACUCCAGACGCAGGGCUAUGUAGUCGCGAGCGACUACCGGGGCAUUGCGAGCGCCUUAGACCGCGCAGAGGCACUGCGAACCCAAAUGCUGACUUGGCCGCCUGUGCGUGGAGUAAGCCAGAGGCGCCAGCGAACGCUGGGGGACGUGAUGUCUGACGAGCUAGGCUUCUUAGAUUGAAGUGGCAUUCGAGACUUUGUUGAUCUCCGAGCUGGAGUCGUGUCAAGCGGCGCAUUAACGGGGCAAGUCGUCGACUUAGCUCAGCUCUCCACCCUAGUGUGGGAUGAGAUGCUCCGGGGCCAUAGGAGUGUCUGGAGUCUUCAGAUUCCGAGGCAUGAGGUCUCUUGAGACCGACAAUAUGAUAGUGGAACGAGUGGUCUUACGACCUGAUAGUACCUUUGAGCGUCCAUGGAGUGAUGGACCGACUACUCUUAGACCUAGUUUAUUGGGGCUGUACCUGCAACAGUCAUGAAACCGUAAAGCUUCAUCCUUCU